Messenger RNA from Leptopilina heterotoma, 6259 nucleotides. It is a transcript of the gene gish, whose product is annotated as casein kinase I. Bases 1132 to 2574 code for a protein of 480 amino acids. The transcript is spliced from 10 exons. Gene Ontology annotation, cellular component: nucleus; plasma membrane; cytoplasm. Gene Ontology annotation, biological process: positive regulation of canonical Wnt signaling pathway; peptidyl-serine phosphorylation; signal transduction. Gene Ontology annotation, molecular function: ATP binding; protein serine/threonine kinase activity. NCBI's taxonomy places the organism in Eukaryota, Metazoa, Arthropoda, Insecta, Hymenoptera, Figitidae. The record is from RefSeq and is a predicted model, not a curated record.
AUCUUGAUCUCGGAAUCGAAUGUCGACCGAACAGAGCGAGGGACAAGGGAUCCCGUAGCCUGUCGACAAAAGAUUUAUUGUGUUUCAAAUAGUUUACAAAUGUUAUUUACAGUUAAUAAGGUUAUUUUUCUAAAGAUAGUGAAAUGUAAUGUUUGGGAAUGGUGUAGAGCUUAAUGGAACGAGAAGGAUUUGGUGUGAACGUAGAGCCAAAGAAAUUGAAUGAAUAGAUCACUGACUCCUGCCGAGUGGGAAGAUCGCGGGAAAAAUUCUCCUCGUUAUAAGCAAUAAUUAGACUUGAAACGUGUGCAGGUAGUGAAAUUUGGGUGUUCUCCUGCUUCUGGAAAUCGAAAGCUUUCGGGUGUCGGCCUUUUGUGCGCACAGGGAUCGGACUCUCCAGUAUACAUGUAUGUGACACGAUGAGUUAUAAUGGAGGUUUCGUGGUGUUAUCAUUCUUUCUGCGACAAGGGCUAUCUUGGAAAUGUACAAAGCAGUGACUAAGGUCUUCCUGAUAAUAACUGAAAUUCCCGGCCGGCCGGGCAAAAGAGUGUGUUGAUCUUGAAUACGGAAGAGUCAAAAACGAUGGACUGGUCCGAUAUCUUUUAUUUGUGCGACACUGACACGCGACACAGUAGCCAUUGAAGAUUGAGUGCCUCUGUGCAUGUGAGUACGUGUGUGAGUGUUUCAUGGGUGCAUAUGCAAAUGCAUGGGUGAUCAAAUUUUUAACCGGUAGCUUAAAAAACUCCUCUCAAAAUGGGGAUUGAUCCUUCUAAAGACUUAGCCUCGAAUUAAAUUUCUUAAACUUUUCAUUUAUGUUAAAAAUUCAAGCACUCCAACAGCUAAAAAAUUAGAAAAAAACUCGUUUUAAAUACACAUUCUAACCUUAAUUUUCAAGUAAUAUUUUCCGUAUUUUCAUAUAAUACGUAUUUUCAUUUGAGUAUUGCAUAGGGAUCGAUCCCCAAAAAAAUCUAUAGCUGCUAUUACUAUUAUUCAUUUGGUUGACCUUCCGGCUUCUUAAUCUCUCUUUUUUAAUGUUAAGUUGUUGCGAAUAUCUUAAUAAAAAUUGAAUAAAACAGUCCCUUAGUCAAGGGUUUUCGGGAACUCGGACCUUCUUAAAUUUACCAAGGAAGUAACAUGCAAAAAAGGGACAAUAGAGAAAGUCGAGGAAAAGAGGAGAUGGUGCUCGUUGUAAAUAGUGACAGAGAUCGAGAAGUAAACGCUAUUAAAAGGGCCUCCCGCAGCAGUGGUAAUGCUGCAAGAUCCAACAUGCACUCCUCCAGGCACAGUGUCACCUCAUCCGGAAACAUGCUCAUGGUGGGACCCAAUUUUAGAGUCGGCAAAAAAAUAGGCUGUGGUAACUUCGGAGAACUUCGUCUCGGCAAAAAUCUUUACAAUAACGAACAUGUAGCAAUUAAAAUGGAACCAAUGAAGGCAAAAGCGCCACAACUUCAUUUAGAAUAUAGGUUUUACAAAGUAUUAGGUGCUCAUGUUUAUAACGCGCAUAUAGAAGGAGUCCCGGAGGUAUAUUAUUUCGGUCCAUGUGGGAAAUUCAACGCGUUGGUAAUGGAACUUCUUGGUCCCAGUUUGGAAGAUCUCUUUGACCUCUGUGGAAGAAGAUUUACACUGAAAACCGUUCUUAGCAUUGCCACACAACUUCUCCAUAGGAUAGAAUACGUACACAGUCGACAUCUAAUUUAUCGUGAUGUGAAACCGGAGAAUUUUCUAAUAGGACGAAGUACAACAAAACGAGAAAAAAUUAUACAUAUUAUUGAUUUUGGAUUGGCCAAAGAGUACAUAGACUUGGAAACAAAUAAGCAUAUACCUUACCGGGAACACAAGAGUUUGACUGGAACAGCGCGAUAUAUGAGUAUCAAUACUCAUUUAGGAAAAGAACAAAGUAGAAGAGACGACUUGGAGGCUUUAGGCCACAUGUUCAUGUACUUCCUGAGAGGAAGUUUACCUUGGCAGGGAUUGAAAGCGGACACAUUGAAGGAGCGGUAUCAGAAGAUAGGAGAUACCAAACGAGCAACUCCCAUUGAAGUACUUUGCGAUGGGCAUCCCGAAGAGAUGGCCACGUACCUUCGCUACGUCCGGAGGCUCGACUUUUUUGAAACACCCGAUUAUGAGUACCUGAGAAAACUCUUUCAAGAUCUCUACGAAAGGAGAGGCUUUGCCAACGAUGGGGAAUUCGACUGGACUGGCAAAAGCAUGUCAACACCAGUUGGAUCACUGCAAACAGGACAUGAAAUUGUUGUAUCGCCGAAUCGAGAUCGACAUCCAACCACUUACAAGGACAUGGCAAGUGGAGGGGUGGGAGGCGGGGGCGUUAAAGGGGUGGGACCCACGUGGUCUGAUACAGCGAAGCAAUCAGGGGCUGGUGGCACAUUGACACCCGCCGACAGGCAUGGUUCCGUACAGGUGGUUUCUUCAACCAAUGGAGAAAUAGGAAACGAUGAUCCAACUGCAGGACAUUCGAAUACACCAAUUACAACACCUCAGGAAGUCGAAAUGAUUGAUGAGACCAAAUGUUGCUGUUUCUUUAAAAGAAAGAAGAAGAAAAGUGGAAGACAGAAAUGACUGUCAGUAUCGGUCAGGCUCGGGGGGGUAGUACCAAAUGCAGUUAUUAGUGCUGGGGGGAAUGGAGGAAGAAUGGGAGGACAUACUGGAAAACUUGGGGGUCGAGGAAGAGAAAAUAGUGGUGAUCUUGAGCGAGAAGCUGUUACAUUGUUACGAGCCAGCAGUCAUUCAGCGUCUCGUGAUUCUGUGCUUCAUACGACCAUCACUAUGACUCCUACACCUACACCACCGCCGUUGUCAAACUAAAAACCGCACAGCCAUUGUUAUUAUUAUCGCUAUGAAAUCACUAUUACUGAUAUGAUGCUAUUACCAUUAUUCAAUCAUUAUUCAAUCAUUAUUGAAUCAAUGCCACCAAAUGUCGUCAUCCACAUCACCGAAUUCUAGUGUUUCUUUUUCGAACAUUUUGCCGAGAGUAGUUUAGUAGCCACUUGAAAUCUGAUAUUGGUAUUGUUUCAUUUUCUAAAUUAUAGUUCAACAUUUCUUAAUUUUAUACAAACUUCUUUACUCGAGAACAGUAACAGCUGUUAGAUUUUAACUUUUGCAAAUCUAUUACCUACUCUGUAAUAUUUCCAAUCAAUCUGAGUUCUAUAUUUAUUUUCAAAUCGCAAUUUCUCAAAAAAAUUCAAAUAUUUUUAUUUAAUUUAGAUAAUAAAUAUUACAUUCAUUAUAUGAAUUUUUGAAAAACUUAUAUCUUGUACAUUUUUUGUUGUAAAAUUGUGUACAAAAUAUUUUUUUUAAAAGUGCAAAUCCUGUACUUUUAUGAAAAAAAAAGAAAGUAGUAAAACAAUCUAAAUUCAAUAGUACUAAUCUACUCACGGACACAAAACAAAAACUAGUAUUCAAAGUCUAUGUACUUAUAGCAAUCCUUGCGAAAGAAUUUUUUUUUACUAUUAAUUUGUCCAUUUGUGCUUUAGUGAAAAAUAGAAGUACGAUUACCUGAAACGGAAGUAAUCGUAGGAUCAAAGUAAUAUUGUGGUUUUAAAGUAUAAUGCUUAGUGAACCAGGUAAAAUUUGAAAUGUAAUUCCUCUAGUGUUUAAAAGACCGCAAAUUUAUACGAUUAUAAAUGAAGAAAAAAAAAUGUUUUUUUUCUCUUUUUUAAACUAAACGUGGCUUGAUGAAAAGAGAAGAAUUUCUUUCCUUCUUAUCACUGAUAAAAGUUUUCUUCCAUUUUCCCUUUUGAUCAUGCCAGAGAAGAAAGAUAAAAAAAUAAAGUAGCGCACUUGGUUUCAAUUCGUCCAGUAUGCAAGAGCGAAGCAAGCGUAAUAAUUUUAAGUUAAUCAUACACAUGAACGUGCGAAAAUACGAAACGAUAAUUAUAAGUACCUACAAAAACGAUUUCGUUAAUUUUCUCACAUUUAUUAUAUUGCGAAGAAUUUAAAGCUCGCAUGAAAUUUCUUAAGCUCUGAAUGACUAUGCGAACAAAUUUUUAAAAAAAACCUUUUAAUAUAAUAUGACUGACUGUUGGUUAAGUAUGGUUGUGAAUUUUCCAAUUAAAAAGUAUUUCAGCUCUUUCUUAAUACGGCCCUUGUGUGUGCCUCAAUGAUGGAAUUAUUAUAUUUAUAGAGUAACCAAUUUAAAAAACAAAAAAAAGUAAAAACACAUACAUUGUUCAUAUGUAUAUUUGUUAAUUUUGUCUUCAUACACAUUUGAUACUUGUGUUUACAAGUUUUUUUGCUUUCGUCAAUUCGCUAAUGAAUUUAAGAUCUUUACAAGAUUUAAUAGAAAUUUUUAUUUUUUAACACUCGUAGCGAGCAGGCCUUGGAAUUGAAAGAAAUGUUACUUUCUAAUUUUUAGCCCCAUGUAAAUCGUUAAAAUGAUUAAAACCGAAUUUGUAUUACUUUCUCAUUGGGAAAUUCGAAUUAUAAAAUAGUAAUUUUAUCGUUAAUUACAUAAUACUUUUUAUUGAGAUAAUUUUAAAAAUAUGUUUAAUUGCAUCAUUUAUUUGGUCGAAACUGAGUGAGAGGAAUGCAUAUAUAGACGAUGCGAAACUGACAUUUAUCAGAUAUGUAGGAGUAGAAAAUGGAUUACCUAAAUUUUUAGCUUCUUUUUUGGAAGCUGAGAAACUUACACUCUAAUAGCAGCAUUGAUUUUGAAUCAAAUAUUUUUCAUUUUUCAUUCUCUCCAUCCAAGCAAAUUUGAAAUGUGAACCGAAAAAGAAGGAAAAUAAUUUUAACCAAAGUACCGAAAGUCAAGUAAUUUUGUUUUCUAUUUGUUCUUUUCGUUGAAUUAAAAGUUUAAAGAUUUUGAUAGACUAUCGAUAAAUUUCGCAGCUUAAAGAGAGUUAUUAAAGGAAUUGGCAGCUUGGGUUUGUAAAUAAUAAUUAACUUCCUGAAUAAGAUGCGAUGCAAAGUUAGAGAAAAUUAAACAAAGUGUAUUAGCUUUGAUUUACAUACAUACCUAAUUUUAAUAAUAAUAGAUUUAAGAAUAAUGACGAUUAAUAAACUAUUACCACUACGACGAUUAUUAGUCAUUCGAAUGCAAUGAAUUUAAUACUUACACACUAUAGGUAAGCGAUGCGUCUUGACUGUUGACUAAGAUACCUUCAAUUAUGUCAGUUAUCUAUUAUAUUGUCUAAAAUUGUCUGCGAUCAAUUUUUUCAAAUUUAAUACUCAUUAAUAUAGUAGAAAAUAAUUAAAUUGCAAUUGCACGUUACAUAUUUUCUUUUAUAAUUCAAUUAUUAACAGUGUAGAUAGUAAAACAAAACUAAAAAUCAGUGAAAUAAAAUUUCAAAAAUAUUUCGUUAACCAUUCUCAAACUUUGUCAUAAACAAACAAAAAUGAGAAAAUAACAAUUUUUUUCAAAUUAUGUAUAAGACAAGUUUAAAUAAUAAUGUUACUAAAAAAUUUGUUUGUUUCAAUUUUGACAUAUUUGUUAAUUCUAAAUUGUAAAUAAGAAAACACGGUACAUUUUAACAAAGAAAUUUCUAUUUCACUGACUGUCUAAUGAUUCUGUAUCCUGCUAAUGUUAAUAAUUAAAUUGUUAUAAAAGAGACAAUUUUAGACAAUGAAAUACAAAAUAACUUAAAUAUUUAGUAAAAUUUUUCUCCUCAUUUAUAGGAGUUACGUUCGUUCCGUUCCAAUAAUUAUCUCCGGAGAAAGAAUAAUGUGCGAACUUUAUUUUUGUGCAAAAAUUUAUUUACAAUUCAUUUAGAAUUGUUGUUCAGUGUUUGACAUUUUAAAAAGAGAAUGACUUUUGGGAUAUUAUUGGAAUUGACGACGUGCAUUUUUUGAUAACCUAAUUUAUAGAUUGCUUUAAGACUAAAUAAUAAUUAUUAUCUAUUCUAGUUUUUUUUUUUUUUGUGUACAUAAUGAAAUUGUUUGAGUAAGAUUCAUUGUCGAUCAGUUCUGACAUUUAAUAAGAGCUUUUGCAUUAAGCUCUUUUCAUUUACUCUACAUACAUGUAAACUGUGAUUGGUCUUAAUUUUUAAUUCGUAAUAAUCAACUGUAUCAUUAAUUUGUUAUUUAAGGAUCAACUCCAAGUGAGUUUAUCGGAUGCGACGCUCUGGCAGAAAGAAAAACACGGACUGCGCGGAUGCUUAUUCCUUGUAAAUAUUGUCAUUUGUGUCACGCGCUUAGAAGUAAAAAAAAAAUCGUUAUGAAGUACUCUGUGUUUUUGUUUGCAACAUAGAUCUCAGAGAUUCCUCUCGUUGCUUUCAAAAGUAAUAAUUAAAUAUAAUUUAUAUUA